This is a messenger RNA of Acanthoscelides obtectus, 870 nucleotides long. The record is from the annotation of a GenBank genome assembly. Lineage: Eukaryota; Metazoa; Arthropoda; Insecta; Coleoptera; Chrysomelidae.
AUGUUUGGAUCAGAUGCUGUUCAUUACGUUAGACGUCCUAAACAUUUUCGCGCCAUAAUUUAUUACAACCUUCAGAGACAAUUAUCGCAACAAGAAUGCCUUGCUGAGUUACUGUCUGUUUUCGGCAACGAAGCGCCACAUCAGUCGACAAUUUCCCGUUGGUAUGGAGAAUUCAAACGUGGACGCGUGAGUCUUAGCGACGAUCCCAGGGUGGGUGCACCAAAAACGGCAGUCACCCAGGAAAACGGCGAUGCUGUGCGCAAACUCAUCAUUGAAGAUAAACAUGUGACAUAUCGCGAGAUUGAGGCAAAAUUAGUUUCUCGUUGGAUACCCCACCUGUUGACUGAAGAGCAGAAAGCAGCCAGGGUUAAUUGGUGUCAAAAAACGCUUGACCGUUUCAAUUCCGGAAACUCAAAAAAUUCGGCUGUUUGGGUGUUCCAAGGUGAAGAAAAGCCAACAAAAGUCAUCCGUUCUCGAAGUGUUUCGAAAAAGAUGGCCGCGACAUUUGUGUCAAAAGCGGGUCAUAUUGCAACAAUUCCUCUUAAUGAGCAAAGAACUAUUACUGCGUAUUACUAUACCACCAUUUGUUUGCCAAAAGUCAUCACCGAGCUUCGAAAAAUCAACCCCGAAAGAAGAAUCAUCCUCCAGCAAGACAAUGCAAGCUCGCACACAGCCCAAAAAACAAGGCUGUAUUUAACGGAAGAAAACGUGGAAUUAUUGGACCAUCGUCCAUAUAGUCCUGAUCUAAGUCCUAACGAUUUCUUUAAUUUCCGGAAAAUUAAAAACAGAGGUGGUCAAAGGUUCCAGUUCCAGUCACUAGAAGAAGCAUGGAAUAAGUGCUUCGAAAAUUGGUUCGAGCGCAUGCAGUAA